Phytophthora infestans T30-4 is the source of this 1563-nucleotide messenger RNA. RefSeq lists its product as uncharacterized. The transcript has a single exon. Gene Ontology annotation, cellular component: small-subunit processome; nucleolus. NCBI's taxonomy places the organism in Eukaryota, Oomycota, Peronosporomycetes, Peronosporales, Peronosporaceae. Gene Ontology annotation, biological process: maturation of SSU-rRNA from tricistronic rRNA transcript (SSU-rRNA, 5.8S rRNA, LSU-rRNA). The record is from RefSeq and is a predicted model, not a curated record. The coding region runs from base 4 to 1509 and encodes 501 amino acids.
GCAAUGGGACGCAAGGCAAGACACCGAUCCCGCACGGGCGACGGCGGCGCAGAGGUGCGUCUGCGUAAGAAGCAGCUGAGGGAGGCGCAGCAGUCCCAGAAGAAGGCAGAGCUCACGCUCUACGACGACCCGUCUAAUAACGACAGCGACAGCGAGCAGGUAGAGUCCGAGGAUGAUGAAUUGGCAGGAGAGGAAGUGCUGGAACUUGGUGGAGAGGAGGACGAUGACGAUGGAGAGGAGGACGAUAUGGAAGAUGAUGAUGACAUAUAUGACGCCGAUGGUGAGCGCAAGAAGGCAAUGCAGAUGGAAGGAAAAUGGGGCAAGAGCCGCAAGACCUUUUACUCGGCAGAUACGGCAGAGUACGAGCUUGAAUCGGACGAGGAGAUCGCUAAAGACGAAGAAGAAGCUGCUCUAGAGUUGCAACGCAAGCAGGCAGAAAUGAUGGACGACGAGGACUUUGGUAUCGAUGCGCCUGAAGCGGACGGAGAUGAGGACGAUGAAGAGGAAGAGGAGAACGAGAUGGCGCCGGUGGAUGACGAGGAGCUGAUCGAAGACCAAUUGGCUGAUAUUGCCACACUCGCUGACAACGGCGCUGGCGGUGCAGAGACCGUAGAACAGGUGCACAAGGACUUCUCCAAGAUGUCCAAGAAGGACAAACUGCAGAUCGUCAACCAGUCGGCCCCAGAACUCUUGGGCCUCGUGUCAGAAUUGGAAUCAACCACGAAGGAGCUGGAAGAAGUCGUGACUCCUGCUGUGCUCAAACUCCGACCUGUUCGUCGGAAAUCGCGUCAACUGCAGACGGGACUGCGCUAUUUGAUGACGCGCCAGAAUCUGCUUCUGAACUACUCGGCCAACAUCUCGUUCUACUUGCUGCUACGUGCAGAAGGCAAGAGCGUGGCAGAUCACCCAGUGUUGAUGCACUUGCUGUUGCUAAAGAAACAGCUAAACAAACUCCAGUCUCUGGACGAAAUACUGAACGAUCAAUUGCAGGAGCUGCUCACGAAGGAGCUGCCAGCCGAGCGAGAGCCCAAGACUGACGACGGACUCGAUAAGUUCUUCGCCAAGACGGAACGCAAGCGCAAGACAGACAGCAAGCAGAUAUCAGCCAAUAAGAAGCAGAAGAAAUCAACCGAGAUAUCGGCCGAGGAGAUGGCCGAAGCGGAGCGAUUCUACGAACAGACGGUAAAUGACCAGGCGGAGCUCAAGAAGGCCAAGAAGGAGCUUUACACGCACGAGAAUGCCACUCUGGCCUCGAACGAUGAGGACAGCGACGUGGAGGGCGGCAAGCGUGGUGCUUCGUACCAGAUCAUGAAGAACAAGGGCCUCAAGGCGCACAAGAGCAAGCUGAACCGCAACCCGCGUGUCAAGAAGCGUUUGCAGUACCGCAAGGCUGUUAUCAGAAGGAAGGGCCAAGUCCGCGAUGUGCGUGUGGGCGAGGCUGGCAAGUACGGAGGCGAAUCGACGGGCAUCAAGUCGAAUUUGUCCCGCAGUCGCAAGAUCCGCAACUAGCCUGGACGAAACUCUUGUGCACCGGUAGACAAAUACAUAGACCCCUUUGCAUCA